AUGGCGCCAUCAGAGGUUGCUACGCUCCCCAGGGAGCCUGCAUUCCUGGUGGUUGGUGGCCUCCCCACUGUGGAUGUUGCAUCCCCAAUGGUUGCUGACUUUCCCAUGGUGGCUGCUGCAUCCCCAGUUGCUGCAGGCCUCCCAGUGGUUGUUGCACAUUCGGUGGCUGUUGCUACCCCCACUGCUGCUGACCUGCAUGCGGUUGUGGCAUCCCCAGUUGUUAUAGCUCCCCCUGCAGCCCUGGAGGUGGUUGUUUCUGUAUCCCCAUCAGUUGCAGGCCCCUCCGUGGUUGCUGCACAUUUGGAGACGGCGGCCAGCUCCACUGCUGCUGCUGUACUACCCCCAGUUGCUACAAGGCCCCCAUCUGCUGCUGCACAUUUGGGGGCUGUGGCCACCCCCAGUUCAGUUGCUGCGAUGCUGGCCUCCCAUCUGUGGGGGCUGCGACACCCCCCAUUUCUAUAUGGGCCCUGGGCUGGGUUGCAUAGAUCUGGGCUUUGGCUGUCCCGGUGA
This is a messenger RNA of Crotalus tigris (Tiger rattlesnake), 510 nucleotides long. Its product is annotated as cuticle protein 38-like. The transcript has a single exon. Lineage: Eukaryota; Metazoa; Chordata; Lepidosauria; Squamata; Viperidae. The coding region runs from base 1 to 510 and encodes 169 amino acids. The record is from RefSeq and is a predicted model, not a curated record.